GCAGACAAGUUUGUAUUUCAAUUGCGGCAUGUUCGCCACUCACCACACAUUUAAAUUGAAUUAUAUAGAAAGUGAUUAACACAAUACAUAUAGUUGGUUAAAAAAAGUUAUUUAGUGCCAUUUUUGGUGUGCAAAGGAGUUGAAAAUUCUUUAAUAAAAGGCAAACCAGAUAUUUUGUGUAUUUAAAUAAAUUUUGUGAGUUCUCACUAAUGCGCGCCUGACAGGCGUUUCUGGGACCACAUUUCGAAGUUAUCAGAUCAGAAAGUUUAAAACUCAAACAUAUUCAAGAAAAAUGGGUUUCAACGUGAAGACCACUUUGCUGGUCUGUUUAACGUUAUUAAAUUUACCACUGAGCAUAUACGCACAAGAUGACUCUUUGGCGGGUAGUUUUCUAUCGGGUCUCUUGGACACCAUAACAAGUACAGCCGAUUCGAAGGAUUGUCCCGGUGUUUGCGUUCACACCUUGGCCACACUCAUUUGCUAUGAAGUGCUCGAUGAUAUACCAUGUCCGUCGCCCAGUAUGAAGUGUUGUAUCGAGAGUGCGCCAGGUAAAAACGUCACACUGGCGCACACCACCACCACAACCACAACUACAACAACGACAAGUACAACAAGUACUACAAAACGUCCAACAACCACAACAACUAAAGCGACAACUACUUCCACCACAGCCAAACCGAAGACCACAUCCAAGCGGCCGACCACCACUACCACAACGACAACAACUAAGAAAACCACAACGACAAAGAAACCGGCAGCAACAACCAGCACCUUGGCGCCCAAAAAGGGGGAAGAAAAGGAUGCGAGCAGCGUGGACAGUGGAAAGGUGCAAAAUUGCACAGGCGUUUGUGUGGCCGAUCGCAUUGCUGAGUACUGUGAGGCCUACCUAACAACGAGCGGCCUUUGUACGGCGGGCACGAAGUGUUGUGUGUCUUUGAAUGAUUAUGCUAAUGCCAAAUUACCAAAGGAUAUUUAUGUGCCAGCAAAGCACAUGGCGAACUUGAGUAAUAUGCAACAUAAAAAUAAGACCAGCGCCGUUAUUAAGCAGACAACCACAAAGACAACCGCCUCGUCGGCAGCUACUUCAACAACGACGAGCACAACAGCCGAACCGGCGCGCACCAAAAUCAGCAACAAUGUAAACGCCAACAAACCCCUGAAACACAAAAAGACACCAGCGACCACCACCACAACAGAAGAUCCCGGCGAUGAAGAACAGGAAGUGGCGGAAGAUGAUGAUACCGAAGCGCAAGAUGAUGCGACGAGCGACGCUGGCGAUAAAGCUGAGAAUCCGAAUGGUCAAACGCUUAAAGAGUGCGAGGGUGAAUGUAUGAAUGGCAUAUUUGCUAUUUUCUGCGAUGACAUUGACUCAGAGGCCUUUUGUCCGGGUGAGGGCAGCUGUUGUGUCACAGGCGUUGCUUCAGAGGCUACACCGGCAGCGGCGGUGGCGACUAAAGUUACACCCACCAAAUCAUCGACAAAGAUUGCCAAGCCGCAACAGCGACCAGCAGCUAAGCCAGCAUCGCCCCCACAAACUGCGCCACCAUUAUUACAAGCAGUUGGCGGUGGCAAUGAUUUCUUCUCGCAGAUUCUGUCGUUCGCAGAGAAUACACUAGGCGGCACCGGCGCACAGCCAGCACCGCAGACGCCACCGCCAGUACAACGUUGUCCCGGCUUUUGUUUAUUAAACAUAAUGGCAGCCUUCUGUGAACGUCCAUCGGUGCUGAUCAGCACACCAACCACGUGUGCUAAAGGCUCUGUGUGCUGUGAUAAUACAGCUUCGCCACCUAAGCCACCACCGCAGAAUAGACGACCCACGCCACCACCUACGACAGCAGCUACGGCUCCCUACGUUGUACCAAAUACACCUUUACCGGAUCCACGAGAGGAAUGCCCAGGGUCUUGUAUUGUACCAUUGCUGAGCUUUACUUGCUUCAAAAAUGCCGAGAUGACUGAUCUCUUCAAAUGCAAACGUUCUGGUCAAAUCUGCUGUGCGCCCAAGAGUCGUAUACUUGAAAAACAACAGUUCCAGACACGCAAUGAUACACUCUACGCCAACUAUCCACCACCACCACCAAUGGCGGGCGUACCACAACCUUAUCCGGGACAACCUUAUCCGCAACCACCACCACCGCCGCAUUACAUGGUCACCCAACCGCCCCAAGCACAUCAUCAUUAUCCACCACCACCGCCACCACAAAUACUACAACAACAACAUCAACCACAACAACCGACCUACGAUUACUCGCAUUAUGGCGCCGCAUUGGUACAACAGCAACAAUCUCAUCUGCCGCCACCACCACCCCCAGCACCGGUACUACCACCUACCACAACAACGACCACUACCACAUCCACCACUACAACACCACGUCCGCAUAUUUACUCGAAAUAUGUUUGUGGUGUUAAGGGCACUCUCCGCAGUGGACGUUCACACUCAUCACCUGCGCUCUCGUUUGUCUCCUAUGCUCGUGCUAUGUACGGCGUACAACGUUCUUCGCGUCAGCUCGGCCAGGUGUACACUACGCCACAAAUUCAAGUGAACAAAUCGAAUGAACGUCUCAUUUUGGGUUCAGCGAUUGUACCGAUACAAAUUCACAAUGAUCUAAUACCGAGCGACGAGUGGCCGGAUGCAAACCAGCUGCGUUCGUACCAUGAAAGUCAACCCAUCUCGGCGGUGGCAGCUGUACAGAGCCGUUACCGUCAUUCGGUGGUCGGUGACCCGGUGUAUGCGUUGAAUUAUAACGCUUCGCGUCGACGUGCGCGUGUUGUUGGCGGUGAGGAUGGGGACAAUGGCGAAUGGUGUUGGCAAGUGGCGCUCAUCAACUCGCUGAAUCAGUAUUUGUGCGGUGCGGCACUCAUCGGAACGCAGUGGGUGCUAACGGCGGCACAUUGUGUGACAAACAUCGUUCGCUCGGGUGAUGCCAUUUAUGUGAGAGUAGGUGACUAUGACCUGACAAGAAAAUAUGGCAGUCCGGGAGCACAGACCCUGCGUGUUGCCACAACCUACAUUCACCACAAUCAUAACAGCCAAACUUUGGAUAACGAUAUAGCGCUGCUGAAACUCCACGGUCAGGCGGAGUUGCGAGAUGGUGUGUGCUUGGUUUGUCUACCAGCGCGUGGCGUCAAUCAUGCGGCCGGUAAACGUUGCACAGUCACCGGCUAUGGUUAUAUGGGUGAAGCCGGUCCCAUACCGCUGCGCGUGCGUGAAGCUGAAAUCCCCAUAGUUAGCGAUGCCGAAUGUAUACGCAAAGUGAAUGCAGUCACAGAAAAGAUCUUCAUAUUACCCGCCUCCAGUUUCUGUGCCGGCGGCGAGGAGGGCAACGAUGCCUGUCAAGGAGAUGGUGGUGGUCCAUUGGUCUGCCAGGAUGACGGUUUCUUCGAACUGGCUGGUCUAGUGUCGUGGGGCUUCGGUUGUGGACGCGUCGAUGUGCCAGGCGUUUAUGUGAAGGUCUCAUCAUUCAUCGGCUGGAUCAAUCAAAUUAUCAGCGUUAAUAAUUUAUAGUCAUAGAAAAUUAACGAAAAAUGAAGAUAAUACGAAUAAUGAGAACUAGAGAUUAGGAAAUUUUUUAAAUAAAAUUUUUAUUUUUAAAUAAAUGUAGCAAUAAACCACACACUUGUAGAGCUCUCUGCUCGCAUGAGUCUCAUAUAGGGAAAAGCUUAGACUUUACGUUCGUAAUACGCGUAUGGUAACGAUAUUAUUACAAAUAGUUUGUACAUUUUAUUAUAUUGCCGCCACGAGGGUUCCAGUCCUGGUCUAAACAACAUAAAAAAAUUCUAGAAAAUUUAUCUUAAUUAAAACUUAAUUAAUUUUCCUCUUAAUGGUCGCCCCCGGCAGGGAAAUAAAGGCUCCUCGUAAGAAAUAAUGGGCCGUUUGGAGGCGACUUAAACUGAAACUGAGUGGUGUUUGUAGGUCCUUCGAUUUGUUGCAAAAACGGAGAGACACAGAAAGCCAUUUCAGCGGUUCUUAAGCGCCAAUUAUGUUUGCUUGCAUACUGUAUGGUAUGUUUAUGUCUAGCGUAUGAGUGCUCUACGAAUUUGUGGUUCAUGUUAUUUUAUAUGCAUUUCUAUAUAUAUUUACAAUUUAGGUUAGUUCUGUAUUUUAGUUAAAUGAACUGUUUACCAUUAUUAUUUAAAAAUCCCACAUAUAUACCUAUAUAUGGACAAUGAAGCAAUCAAAACUAUAACUACGAAGCAACGAUAUUAGAUUUACAUGCCUUUACCUAUGUACGUAUAUACAUUAUAUGUAUUUUUAAUACAAUUUGU
Ceratitis capitata (Mediterranean fruit fly) is the source of this 4263-nucleotide messenger RNA. It is a transcript of the gene mas, whose product is annotated as mucin-5AC. NCBI's taxonomy places the organism in Eukaryota, Metazoa, Arthropoda, Insecta, Diptera, Tephritidae. The coding region runs from base 293 to 3502 and encodes 1069 amino acids. The transcript is spliced from 12 exons. Gene Ontology annotation, biological process: proteolysis. The record is from RefSeq and is a predicted model, not a curated record. Gene Ontology annotation, molecular function: serine-type endopeptidase activity.